UUUUGGACUGUGUUGAGAAGGAAGAUAAACCUGAGACUCUACAUGAAAACCAACCUUGUUCUUUAAUGUCUUCCAAGUCUAUGAUUCACCCUAGAGGUUCUGAAUCAUCAUUUAGAAUCUCCUAAAAUGAUUAAUCAUUUUUUCAUCCUUUUGUUUUACCUUUCAAAAUGCAGAUCAGAUAAUACAGAUGUCGUGGCUCAGAAUCACCUAAAGAUUAUUCAAUCUGGAGACAGCGUUAGCUUCACCUGUAUUGUUCCAAAAGAGUCAAGAACCACGAUUGCUUGGAUUAAACAAAAAGCUGGAGAGAAACCCCUUUUGAUUGCUUCAUCAUAUCAAGCUUUAGCUGUCAAAUUUGAAAAUGACUUUGACAAACAUAAUCGCUUUUUUGUAACAAAAGAUGAUAGCAGUUUUAAUCUGAGCAUCACAAAUGCAGCAGAAUCAGACACUGCAACAUACUAUUGCAUUAAAUUUAUAUACAAGUUUUCAUUUGGGGAAGCCACUGAUCUUAUUGUUAAAGACAGUCAGCAGAACAUGCAGUUUGACCCUGACAGAGCUGUGAUAGAUCCAGAGGAUCCAGAAGACUCUGCAGUGGCCUUGCAGUGCACCAUCCUCACUCAGAGCUGUGCAGGAGAACACAACGUCUACUGGUUCAGACGUGAAUCUGGAGAAUCUCCUCCAGGAAUUAUAUUCACUCAGGAGCGCAGGAACACUCAAUGUGAGAGGAGCUCUGAUGUGAACUCUACUGCACACAAAUGUAUCUACAACCUGCCCAAGAGGAACCUUCAUCACUCUGAUGAUGGGAUUUACUCCUGCGCUGUGGCCGCAUGUGGAGAGAUACUGUUUGGAGAUGCAAGAAAACCUGACAUGCCAGGUUUUCAGACACCUUGGAAUAUAAUUGCCCUGGUUUUAGGAACUUUAAACUGUUUAUCAGUGUUUGUGAUCAUAUUUCUGGGCACACAGUUGUACAUGCAGCGACAAAAAGAUGGGACUCAGAACAUUCAGACUGGUCACUUAACGGAUGAAGACAGAGAUGAUUUGAAUUAUGCUGCUUUGAGCUUUCAACAAAGGGCCAGCACCCCUAGAAGACCCAGAGAAAAACAUACACAAUAAUUCAAUACAUGCACAUGAGAAAUC
Labeo rohita (rohu) is the source of this 1134-nucleotide messenger RNA. It is a transcript of the gene nitr2b, whose product is annotated as novel immune-type receptor 2b. Gene Ontology annotation, biological process: response to bacterium. Bases 127 to 1110 code for a protein of 327 amino acids. NCBI's taxonomy places the organism in Eukaryota, Metazoa, Chordata, Actinopteri, Cypriniformes, Cyprinidae. The transcript is spliced from 7 exons. The record is from RefSeq and is a predicted model, not a curated record.